Molecule: messenger RNA, 2106 nt
Organism: Varanus komodoensis (Komodo dragon)
Lineage: Eukaryota; Metazoa; Chordata; Lepidosauria; Squamata; Varanidae
Gene: UTP4
Product: UTP4 small subunit processome component
Exons: 16
Coding region: 1-2106 (701 amino acids)
Biological process (GO): maturation of SSU-rRNA from tricistronic rRNA transcript (SSU-rRNA, 5.8S rRNA, LSU-rRNA)
Cellular component (GO): 90S preribosome; t-UTP complex; small-subunit processome
Molecular function (GO): RNA binding; protein binding
Source: RefSeq, a predicted model, not a curated record
AUGGCGGCCUCGGCUCCGGCGCGAAGCCCAGGCGGAAGGCGCGCCCUCGCGCGAGGCCGGGCAGGAAGCGCAGCCUACAACUCCCGGCAUGCCGCGGGCGCCGGCGGGGGGCGGGGCUCCCGGCGCGGCCAGAGGCGCCCCGCCCCGCCGCGCCGGGCGCGCUCACGCCUCCACCGGGAGCUGGCCGGGGCGAGCCGGACGGUCAUCGCCGGCCACGAGACGCGGGUGGCGGAGGCGCUGUGCUGGGCGGCGGGCGAGCGGCUCUUCGGCGCGGGCCUCGGCGGGGACAUCUUCGAGUACGACCUGGCGAAGCUGCGCGUCAAGGGCUCGCUGGACGCCUCCGGGGGGCCCAUCUGGAGCAUGGCGGCCGACCCGCCCGGGGCGCAGCUGGCGGUCGGCUGUGAGGAUGGCUCCAUUAAGCUUUUCCACAUCUUACCUGACAGAAUCCAGUUUGGGAGGCAACUGGACCGGCAGAAAGAACGGAUCGUGUCCCUCUCGUGGCACCCUUCUGGGAGCAAGAUCGCAGCUGGAUCCAUUGACGUCAUCCACAUCUUCGAUGUCAAAUCGGGGCGUGCCGUCCAGCGGAUUCUAGUGGAGCGCCGCCUGCACGGGGCCCACACCCAGAAGUGCGUGGUGUGGGGCCUGGCCUUCCUGUCGGACGGCACCGUGGUCAGCGCGGACUCUGCCGGGAAGGUGCAGUUCUGGGACGCGGAGAUGGGGACGCUGCUGUCGAAGCACCCGGUCAGCAAGUCUGGUGCGCUUUGUGUGGCCGUGUCUGAGGCGGAAGACAGCCUCGUGGUGGGCACGUCCGAGGGGGCGGUGCACCAGUUCCAGCGGCUGCCAGUGAAGCUGGGCAGCACCGAGCGCCAGUGGAUGCGGACGAGGCCGUUUCAGCACCACACCCACGACGUGCGGGCGGUGGCACACACGGCGACGGCGUUCAUCUCCGGAGGGCUGGACGGGCAGCUCGUGAUCCGGCCGCUGAUGGAGAAGGUGGAGUCCAAGAACUACGAGGCUGCGCUGCGCAGAGUCGCCUUCCCUCACAGGCGGCUCGUCUCCUGCGCCAGGAAGGCCCGCCUGCUGCUGUUCCAGUACCCGCGGCACCUGGAGCUCUGGAGGCUCGGGGCCACGAGCGCCAAAGGGGCGGCUGGUGAGGUCCUCCCGGUGUCCUGCCCCCCGAAGCACCUGCUCCAGCUCAAGGCCAAGGGCCCCGAGCACAUCAGCAGCAGCUGCGUGUCUCCCUGUGGCAGCUGGGUCGCCUACUCCACGGCCUCCAGGCUCUACCUACACCGGGUCCAGCUUGAGGGUGACCACGUGGCCAUCAAGAAGGUGCCAAAGGUCCCGGCGCUGGCCGGCGCAGCCCACGGCCUCCUUUUCUCCACAAACGCUGCCAGGCUCUUCGUGGCGUCAGACCAGGGCUGUGUCCACGUCCUGAAGCUCUUGCCACCUGGGGCCUGCAAGUACCUGCACACCCUCCGCCCAAACGCAGAGACGACGGAAGCGGCCCGCCUGCUGGCCGUGAGCGCUGACGGGAAGUGGCUGGCCGCGGCUGGCGGGGACCAUGCCGUCCACGUCUACAGCCUGGAAGGGGCCCAGCUGCACUGCACGGUCCCGGCCUAUCCCUGCCCCGUGACCGCCCUGGCCAUCCACCCGCUGACCAGGAACCUCGUCAUCGCCCACUCGGACCAGCAGGUCUUCGAGUUCAGCAUUGCGGACAAGGAGUACACGGCCUGGAGCCGGAAGGUGCAGCGGCUGGGGCUGCACAAGGACUGGCUGGAGCGGGACACCCCCAUCACCCACAUCGCCUUCCCCCCCGGCCAGGCCUCGCACGUCCUCCUGCAGGACACGCACAUGUUCUGCAUCCUGGACAAGUCCCUGCCCUUGCCGGAGGACGGGGCCUCCCUGCACAACCAGCUCUCCCUGGCGCAGCUCUCCAAGGCGGCCCGACGAGGCCACAGCCACGCCUUCAAGAUCUGCAAGAAGUACCAGCCCCUGCUCUUUGUGGACCUCUUGGAUGAGAAUUCCCUGGUGGUGGUCGAGCGGCCUGUGGCAGACAUCAAAGCCCAGCUGCCCCCGCCCGUCUACCAGAAGAAAUUCGGCACAUAA